AUGGCUGCUCCGCGAGCAUACAAUAACCCGGGCCCCGGCUACUUUCAGAACGGUGCUGGUGGUCUUCCUCCCACUGGUGCUGCACCACUUUUGCCCAACCAGGGCCGUGUCCUUCAAACCGGUCCUCUAAGAGUUCUGUGUAUUGCCGAUGUUCGAGGAAAUCUGAGAUCACUCAAUGAUCUUGCGAAACAAGCCCGAGCUGACCAUAUCAUCCACACCGGUGAUUUUGGUUUCUACGACGACACUUCCCUGGAACGAAUCGCCGAGAAGACGCUUAAGCAUGUUGCUCAGUAUUCGCCCCUGAUUUCCGAGCCCGUAAAGAAGGCUAUUCAACAAGGAGGACCAGGCCCCGUGAAGUCCCGAUUUCCGCCAAAUGAGCUUCCUCUCUCGGAGCUGCCUCUCCUUAUCAGCGGUGAGGUCAAGCUUGAUGUUCCCGUCUAUACCGUCUGGGGCGCUUGCGAAGAUGUCCGAGUACUAGAGAAGUUCCGAACCGGCGAGUACAAGGUCCCAAACCUGCACAUCAUCGACGAGGCUCGAUCAAUGCUACUAGAGGUUGGCGGUGUCAAGUUGCGACUACUUGGUCUUGGUGGUGCUGUUGUCAUGCACAAGCUUUUUGACAAUGGCGAAGGCCGGACUACCAUUGCUGGUGGUCAGGGUACUAUGUGGACAACUCUCCUGCAAAUGGGUGAGCUUGUCGACACGGCGCACCGAGUUUACGAUCCUACCGAAACCCGCAUCUUUAUCACACAUGCGUCCCCUGCUCGUGAGGGCAUCUUGAAUCAACUCUCAGUAACCCUGAAGGCCGACUUCUCUAUCUCUGCCGGACUCCACUUCCGAUAUGGAAGCUCUUACAAUGAGUUCAGCGUCAACCCUACUCUCGACCAUUACCGUGGCAAGCUUGCUGCCUCCAAGGCUUCCUUUAACGAUGUUUGGGAGACCGUCAAGAGUGAGGUGGAGCCUGCCAUCCAACAGAAUGAGGCCCAACAGAAUCUUCUGAAGAAUGCCCUGCAACUCGUCGAGAAGAUGCCAACCACCGCUGCUGGUGGCAACCCCUUUGGCGGCCCGGUUGCUGGCCAGGCUUCCCUCGGACAAGUCGACGAGAGUGCCUUCAAGAAUAUGUGGAACUUUAACCUUGCUGAUGCGGCUUUUGGCUACCUGGUUCUCGAGAUUCAGGAUGGCCGUAUUGGUACUGAGAUGCGUGCUCAGGGCUUCAACUUCUCUCACCGUGGCGCCAAGCAGCAGCCCGGAAUUCCUCCCACCACAGCUGGUCCAGCUGGUAUUCCUUCUCCUGCCCCUCCCUCGACCCAGUCCAGUGUCCCCCCUCCUACCAGCCGACAGCCUUCAACAGCCCAGGCUGCUAAGCCUGCUGUCGCAACUCCUCUGCCCGGCCCUCCCAAG
Messenger RNA from Fusarium tjaetaba, 1398 nucleotides. Its product is annotated as nucleolar rRNA processing GAR1. The annotation marks the transcript as partial. The record is from RefSeq and is a predicted model, not a curated record. The transcript is spliced from 3 exons. Lineage: Eukaryota; Fungi; Ascomycota; Sordariomycetes; Hypocreales; Nectriaceae.